AAGGGAAUGGUAGUGAAUUCGGACACACCUUUCGAGUCGUUUUUCGAGACGUCCAACGAAAUGGUAAAUAAAUUGUAUUCAAACAUACAUUGGAGCCAAAGGGGGAACUUUAUGUCAGUCCCCACUGACUGUCCACAACGGGACGAGCGGUUGGGCUGGACGGGCGACGCGGAGAUCUUCGCCCCGACGGCCGCUUAUAACGCGGAUGUGUCCGCCUUUUACACCAAAUGGAUGCGAGAUAUGAGGGACGGACAGUCCAAAGAGGGAGGCUUUCCAGAUAUAGCCCCCCGGGUAGAGGAUCCUCAAGAUGGUGCUCCCGCUUGGGGUGACGCCGGGGUUAUAGUGCCCUACACUGUGUACCGCAUGUAUGGAGACAUUGAGAUCAUUGAAGAUAAUUACGAGGCUAUGAAACGAUGGAUGGAUUACAUCGGAUCCCAAAACCCGUCGUAUAUAUGGACCAAACGAGUGAACAGUAAUUAUGGCGAUUGGCUACAAGUGGGGGCCGACACGCCAAAGGAGGUGCUGUCGACCGCGUACUACGGCUACGACGCCCUCCUUAUGUCAAAAAUGGCGAAAGCAGUGAAUCGUACGGAAGAUCACAAGAAAUACAGUGAAUUGCAUACAAAUAUCGCCAACGCUUUCGUCAAAGCAUUUGUCAACACAACUGACGCCACAAUCAAAGGCAACACUCAGACCGUGUAUGUCAUAGCCGUGGCCUUUGAAUUGUUGCCACAAAACUUGAUCCCAUUAGCGGCCAACCAUUUAGUGGACAAUAUUAAGGCCCACGACUGGCACCUGACCACCGGAUUUGUUGGUGUGGGCUACUUAUGUCCAACACUGAGCCAAUUGGGUCACUCGGAUGUGGCCUACCGUUUGCUACUGCAGGACACAUACCCCUCGUGGGGCUAUAGUAUUAAAUACAACGCGACCACUAUAUGGGAGCGUUGGGACGGAUGGACCAAAGAGAAGGGAUUUCAAGACCCGAGUUCUUUCAAUCACUACUCCUUGGGAUCAGUCGGUCGAUGGCUCUUCCAAUCGGUGGCCGGUAUUGACACUCAUGAGGAAGGGGUGGGAUUCAAGAGUAUAGUAAUCGCACCAAAACCCGGCGGUAAUCUCCAGAAAAUGACGGCCCGGGCACAACAAGCGAUAAAUAAAGAGGAGUUUUACGGAUUAAGUGGUCUUCAGCUACAGGUGUGGCGAUUCAUCUCAAUUGUGACCGUUUUGUUGCAAGACUUCACGGCUUUGGUCGGCAUUAUAGGCGCCUAUCGCGAGAACUAUGAGCUGACACUCACUUACUUUAUAAUCACGACCAUUGUGUUGAUCAUGAAUUUAGUGAAUACAUCGCUCAGAAACACUAUCAUUGGACCCAUUCUUGACAUUUGUGUUAUGAUCACAGCCUUUGUCUUCUCCAAACACCUCAAAAGUACUGAAUAUGAGAUCAAUGAUAGCAAGGCUCAAAAUAAAGUGUAAAUUAAUCCUAUAAAUCAUGAUUUUCCCAGUAUAAGUAAACUAGAUUAUGAAUAUAAGGUACUAUCAUUUGAAAGAGUA
Messenger RNA from Oppiella nova, 1548 nucleotides. NCBI's taxonomy places the organism in Eukaryota, Metazoa, Arthropoda, Arachnida, Sarcoptiformes, Oppiidae. The record is from the annotation of a GenBank genome assembly.